This is a messenger RNA of Macrosteles quadrilineatus (aster leafhopper), 564 nucleotides long. RefSeq lists its product as uncharacterized. Lineage: Eukaryota; Metazoa; Arthropoda; Insecta; Hemiptera; Cicadellidae. Bases 1 to 564 code for a protein of 187 amino acids. The record is from RefSeq and is a predicted model, not a curated record. The transcript has a single exon.
AUGUCAUUAGAAAACCUGCCGACUCAACUCGCCGAACUUAGAACUGCGAAUGAAGAACUGCGUCAACGGAUUAGACAACCCAGCACUUCUCAAAACAUGUUGGUCAACAGAGUAGCCGUCAAACUUCCGCCCUUUUGGCCUGAAAGACCAAGUCUGUGGUUCUGUCAAGUUGACUCGCAAUUUCUUAUUUCUGGAAUUACCAACGACAACACCAAGUUUCACUACGUGGUCUCGCAAUUGGACACAGGAAUUGCUGCUGAAGUCGAAGACAUCAUAAUAAACCCUCCUCAAGGCGAUAAAUACGGACAUCUAAAAAAGAAACUGAUUGAACGCCUCUCUGCAUCCGAAGAGCAACGUGUGCGGCGGCUGCUGAGUGAAGAGGACCUUGGAGACCGCAAGCCUUCCCAGUUUUUGAGGCAUCUUAGGUCUCUUGCGGGCUCGACUCCCCUUCAAGACAACAUGCUUCGUCAACUGUGGCUCAGACGACUCCCUCCUCAUUCACAAGCCAUAUUGACUACGCAACUUAUAUUUAUAUAUAUACGCAGCUCUCCUUGGACAAACUGA